CCUUACUAAUGCAAACAUACCGCGCCGUAUCUUCAGAAAACUCGAGCUCGUUGUCAGCAAGGCAUACCGGUAGCACCCAAGUUCACUUCCGAAUCAAGAGAAUCUUCGAAGACAUUCUUGCACCUAGCGUUGUGCUCAUUCCAGAAUUGCAUACGACGCUGCCAGAAAGAGGUCUUCUUUCAAUAUGCCAACGGUCGCGAUCAACUCGAAAGGCCUGUCUAAGAGCUACAGCGAAGACGAGAAGAAGAAUGCCCUGAAAAAACAGCAGAGGGACAGUGAUGUCAUCGCCGAGUACAAACUCAAGGACGACGGCUACAAGUCGCGCAUCGUCACUCCCCGCCGCUCCGUCUUCGAUCUGCGCAGCAAGGAAAUGCGUACCGAAGGAGAGAAAAAACAGGGGCGUCUCUACUCUACGAAGAAGUCGAAGGACGUCGGGGGCCUCCGGGUCGACGAAAUGAUUUACGGUGUUAAAAUGGCCCACUUGUCGUGCACCGACGACAGCGAGAUGCGCCUCAACAACCCCAAAGCCAGUGCGAAUUCCCUCAUGGCCUUGGAACACCUGGUCGGGGGAGACGAUCCGAAAACUACCAUCGGGCUUCCGCUCUCUCAGAUUCUAGAGGAGAACUUUGGGCUCAAGCUGGAUUGUCACAUCGACGAGUCGGGCAUUCGAAAGGGCCGGCCUGUCGAUACCCAGGGGUUUAUUGCUUCCAACGAGGACACGAUCGUCCUCUCGUACCGGUUCACCACGACGAUCAUGGACUGGAUGGCCAACCUUACCUUUUUUAGUUCCGAGUGGGAACCCGUUGAGGACGAAGCCCUGGGCCAUGCCGGCUGGUGCUCGUCUACCAAAGGAUGGUUUACCAAGUUUUGCCGUCCGAACAAGGCAAAGCCGCGGGUCCACACGGCCUAUUACAACAAUUUUAUCUACGUAAGUCGUCAGAGGUCGUUAAAAACCAAAUUCCGUAGGAGCAGAAUGCGAGCACGAAUGCGAAUGUGGCACCGAACUUUCGUUCCCGUGUCCGUAUGGAUCGGGUCCGAUUGCAUUCGAGUCUACUCAAUCCUACCUUGACACGGGGCAGGCCAGCCCAAAGAAUUCUGCUCUACUCGACUCUACUCGACUCUCUGGCAGGGUUUGACUCACGUAAAUUUCUUCAUUCUCCUGCCCGAUUCGUUCUUAUGUUCUGUACAUCGAUCAAUAAUGGCCAUCGUGCCCCCAUCCAAUGCGUACCGAUUUGUUCUGCAACAGACGAUACCCAUGAUCAAAAAGUACAUCAUCGAACCGCUGAAAAAAGAGAACGCGAAGCCCAAAAAGAUCUACGUGGUGGGGUGCUCCCUCGGUGCGGCCAUCUCGCAGAUUGCCUUUUGCUAUAUACUGGAGCAGCUCUACGAAAACCUCAUGGACCCGGAGUUCAAGAACGUGGAACGGCUCGUGUCCGUGACGGCGGGCUGCCCGCGCGUCGGUGACAGAAAAUUCCGGAACGUCAUGAUGAAGAAGAUGGAAGCCCUCCGCAAGGCCGGCCUGGACAGGGCCGUGAUCAACCGUCUGGUAUACAACAAGGACAUCGUCCCGCACGCUCCACCCAACGUCAUUGCGUUUUGCCAUCUCGGAAAGCUCGUCUACAUCACCAGAGGAGGGGAGCACGUGAUCAUCAAUCCCGACAUAUCCAAGCAAUUUACAAAGUACAACGAAAUCAAGGUCAUCUACCGGACCGUCUUUGAGGUCAAAAAGGAAGAAGUGAAGGAAAAAAAAGAAGAAAUCAAGCAAAAUAUUCGCGACCGGCAGACCGUGGUCGCCGGAAAGGCCAAGGACAAGCUCCAGAGUGUCCACACCAAGAUGCACAUGUCCGUAGAAAGUGGUACCAAGAAUGUUGAGGGCGACGACGCCGAGAGCGGCACCGCUACCGCGACCAAACACACCAUACCUCUCACCAAAAGCAAGCUCGAGCUGGAUGCCGAGGCCGCCACGGAGGCAGCAGCUGCGGAGGGGAAAGAGAAAUCGACCAAAGAAGCGUUCGAGGAAGAAUGCAAAGGCGCUAUGGAAGGGAUCCAUGACCACAUGCCCUAUUGGUAUUUGACCCACCUCGAAAAGCUCCGAGACGAAGAAAACGCAAAGAACGGAGGCGCGGAAGCGGACGCGGAAAAUUUGGAUGAAGAACUAAGUUGUUGAACGAAAACUAGCAAAAAGGAAAGGAACACAGGGGGAGAAAGGAUGCAAAACAGGCAACAUGGAAAAUGAAUCAAUCCAUUUGUU
Pseudo-nitzschia multistriata is the source of this 2251-nucleotide messenger RNA. Lineage: Eukaryota; Bacillariophyta; Bacillariophyceae; Bacillariales; Bacillariaceae. The record is from the annotation of a GenBank genome assembly.